CCCUUGCGUUCGGUGGUCGGGGAUAGGUGUCGAGAGCGCGCACGCCGUGCGUUCCGGGUUCGUGCCUGCAGACCUCGGACUCAGCUUGGGAAAGCCGAAGAGUCUGAGCCGCCAUGUUCCUCUCGUCGUCACUCCGGGUGGGGGCCGCCGGUCUCGUCGCCCACUGGGGGAGACAGAUAAGAUGCUUACACAAAACAGCUGUGCAAAAUGGAGCUGGAGGAGCCUUAUUUGUGCACAGAGAUACGCCUGAAAAUAACCCAGAUACUCCAUUUGAUUUCACACCAGAAAACUACAAGAGGAUAGAAGCAAUUGUAAAGAAUUACCCAGAGGGACAUAAAGCAGCAGCUGUGCUUCCAGUACUGGACUUAGCCCAAAGGCAGAAUGGAUGGUUGCCCAUCUCUGCCAUGAACAAGGUUGCUGAAGUUUUACAAGUACCUCCAAUGAGAGUAUAUGAAGUAGCAACUUUUUAUACAAUGUAUAAUCGAAAGCCAGUUGGAAAGUAUCAUAUUCAAGUCUGCACCACUACACCUUGUAUGCUUCGAGAUUCUGACAGCAUACUGGAGGCCAUUCAGAAAAAACUAGGUAUUAAGGUUGGAGAAACUACACCUGACAAGCUUUUCACACUAAUAGAAGUGGAAUGUUUAGGUGCCUGUGUAAAUGCACCUAUGGUUCAAAUAAAUGAUAAUUACUAUGAAGAUUUGACACCUAAGGAUAUUGAAGAGAUACUUGAUGAGCUGAAAGCUGGAAAUGUUCCAAAACCUGGACCAAGGAGUGGACGUUUCUCUUGUGAGCCAGCUGGUGGUCUUACAUCUUUGACUGAGCCACCCAAAGGACCUGGUUUUGGUGUACAAUCAGGCCUCUAAGUUAUUUGUAUGCAUUUGUUUUAAAACAAAAAAACCCUGUAAAAAUAUUUCUCAGUACAUUUAAAAUAAACUAAAACUAAUCUCACCCGUA
Molecule: messenger RNA, 954 nt
Organism: Dromiciops gliroides (monito del monte)
Lineage: Eukaryota; Metazoa; Chordata; Mammalia; Microbiotheria; Microbiotheriidae
Gene: NDUFV2
Product: NADH:ubiquinone oxidoreductase core subunit V2
Exons: 8
Coding region: 114-863 (249 amino acids)
Biological process (GO): mitochondrial electron transport, NADH to ubiquinone
Molecular function (GO): NADH dehydrogenase activity
Source: RefSeq, a predicted model, not a curated record